UUUUUAAUACAUUAUUUCUAGUGUGCUGGCCUCCUUAAAUCUGCCAGCUGCCAUAGAGGAUGUUUCUGGGGACAACAUUCCUCAAUCUAUCUUGGAGAAGUCCAAAGCAGUCAUUCAGCAAGGUGGCCUACAGACUAUAGAUCAACUUAUCAGAGAUCUUCCUGGACUUCUGCAAAGAAACAGAGAAAUUCUUGAUGAGGCGAUGAAAAUACUUGAUCAAGAGGAAGUCACAGAUAAUGAACUGAAAGCAAAAUUCAAAGAACGUUGGCAAAGAACACCUUCAAAUGAAUUGUACAAACCCUUAAGAACAGAGGGAGCUAAUUACAGAACUACUCUGGAUCGAGCUGCCCAAGCAGAUAGAGUGGUCAAAGAACGUUAUACUACUAACAGUGAAAUAAUUGCUUUGCUUUGUAAACCUGAAGCUGAGCUGAAUGCAGCUAUACCUUCUGGCAAUCCUACCAAAUCUCUUCAAGGCAGUGAGGUUGUUAUGCUUUUAAAAACACUUCUUGCUUCUUUAAAUGAAGUCAAGAAGGAGAGAGAAACUUUUGAGAAUGAUAUCAAGUCGGUGCAGUUUGACAUGACAAACAAGUUUCUGACAGCAUUGGCUCAAGAUGGUGCCAUAAAUGAGGAAGCUAUCUCGGUGACUGAACUUGAUCAAAUUUAUGGAAGUCACACUCAGAGGGUGCAGCAAAAUCUGAAAAAGCAAGAGGAGUUGCUUGCUGAUAUUCAGGCUGCUCAUGAGGAAUUUUCGAAGUCGAAACAGUCAAACACAGAUGCUAAUCAGAGGGAAGAAAUGCUCAAGAAGUUAGCAGCGGGCCAUGAUCAGUUUGUUGAACUUGUUAAUAACUUGAAAGAAGGAACAAAGUUUUACAAUGGAAUCACUGAAUUUCUCCUGAAAUUCCAAACAAAAUGUACUGAUAUUGUGUUUGCUCGUAAAACCGAAAGAGAUGAACUUUUGAAGGAUUUACAACAGAGCAUAGCCAGAGAACCCAGUGCACCUAAUAUUCCAGCAGCACCUGCAUACCAAACUGCUGCUUCUGUUGGAGGAACCACACCAGCUGUUCCAACUCCUGCACCCAGAAAUGUAUUUCCAUCCAAACUUCAACCUCCUGAACAUGCUGCAUCUUCAUCCACUGGUGGUUGUGAAAAUCAACCUAAACCUCAACCUCCUGCACGACCCCCACCUCCAUCCGUUGGAUCCAGUUUUACACCUGCUUCAUCAGCUGCAACUCCUACAAUGACAAAUGCCCCUGCUCCUGCUCCUGCUUCAGUUGCUUCUGUGCCUGCAUCUGUUGGGGCCAGUGGUGUGCUAUCACAGGCCCAGGGACCGCCGUAUCCUACCUAUCAAGGAUUUCCUGGGUACUACCCAAUGCCUAUGCCAAUGGCAUAUAACCAGUACGCUUACGGUCAGUACAACGUGCCAUACAUGUACCAGCCUCCUGGGCAGCCACCUUUCCAAAGCCCUCAGCCACCUCAGCAGCCAGGAUAUCCUUACCCUCCACAGCAAUUCUACCAGCAAUAAGACGCAUUGUGUGUUUAAGAUUCUUAUGUUGUGGUUAAUUUUUUAAAUUACCUCAAUACUUAAUCUACUGCAUACUUUGGAAUAUUAUUGAGGUAAAUGCUAAUUAAGAUGUACUGUUAAAAUCUUAAGAUUGCACUAAAUGUAACUAUUUUCAGAAUGGCAAACACUAGGAGUAACAUAGCAAAAUCUGAUUUUUUUUUGCGUAAACAUAUUUAGUACAAACUGCUUAUUAGAAAUAUCUUGUUUUUUUUCUUCUAAUCCAGUUUUGGGAAUGGGUCUGAAAUAUUGCACAAAUAUAAAGCAGAUUGUGCUUGUAUAGCCGUCUUUGCAUAAUACUUUAUGGUCUUAUUUGCUUAUACUAUCUCUAAUUAGUUAUCUCCUACAUACUGUUUUGUUUAAUCAGGGCCUUGUAAAUCUUAUGGUAAAUUAAGGUAUAAUUGCAUUAAAAAAUCAAGACUGAAACUUGGUGUUCUUAGCAUUAAUUGCAGUAUGUAGUCAUUGAAAAUAAUUCAUAACAGUUUAGUUGCUAACAAAUGUUCAUUUUCAAAAGCCUAGUGAUCUCCAACUUGAUGUUUCUUGAAGGAAGGCAAAAUAGCAAGAACUGUUCUUGAUUAAAAUACUUGUCUCUUAGCUAUACUAAUCUAUUUGCAGUGAUUGUAAUUUCCCCUGCCAUCCAAUAGCUUGGAAUCAUUUAUGAAUUGAAUGUACUGCUCAAACCAUUUACUUUUUUGAAAUUCAAGAAGAUCUUGCAUUCUCGGUUUUUGCUCCAAGACUGCUUCUGAUUAUUUUGAAAGUAUAAUUUUAAAGUAGUUAAUUCAAAGCAACAGACAUUUCAUUCUGUGUCAACACAGUGUGGAGCUGGAGGAACACAGGUCAGGCAGCAUCAGAGGAGUAGAAAAGUCGACGUUUCGGGUCAGGACGCUUCUUCACUUUCCUACUCCUAUGAUUCUGCCUGACCUGCUGUGUUCCUCCAGAUCCACACUGCAUUUGCAGUUCUUGGUAUCUUUGAGUGACUUAUAACCCAACUGCGAAGCCUCUUCCAAGGAUGCCCACCUCGAAGAAGUUGCCCUCCUCCCUCCAAAAUCACCUCAGUGGAUCUCUCUCCCGCUGCAAGCCUCUGGUAAUCUUCACCCUGAAGCUCUUCAAACACAUACUUAACUACACCCAGUAGUACAGCCACAUCUCCUUACUCAGUACUGCCUCUGCAGCCGGAUUAUCCCCAAUGGACUCCAAACAACAUUCAGACCAUCCCAAUUUGACCCAAACCACCACAACCGCUGCCUGUAGUACAUCCAGAGCUUCCAAAAAUGGUUUUCUCUGCGGAUCCUUAGCUCCAUGCUCACAGCCAUGCACUGGCAUCUCCUCGCACAACAGCCAACCUUACCCCAGCUCAGAGUCUCUCUCCCAGACCUGCAAGGGACCUCUUCUGUUCUUCAUUCUGCGCAGGAUCCAUGCCCUCAACCAAUGCUUUUUCUCCACUAAAGUACACAAAACUUGGCAGUUCUGAAGAAGGGUCCUGACCAGAAACAUCGACUUUCCUACUCAUCUGAUGCUGCCUGACCCAGUGUGUUCCUCCAGCUCCACACUGUGUUGACUUGGACUCCAACAUCUGCAGUUCUUGGUAUCUUUGCAUUCCUUUGAGUGUUUUGUCAAAGAUGCAUGACCUUUUGAAGAAAGUGAAAUCAAAUGUUUCAGCUUUUUUUUUGAUUUUGGAAACAUUCAUUAAAAAUAAGUUUAUAAUCUGUA
Messenger RNA from Rhincodon typus (whale shark), 3268 nucleotides. RefSeq names its product programmed cell death 6-interacting protein-like. Gene Ontology annotation, biological process: mitotic cytokinesis. Lineage: Eukaryota; Metazoa; Chordata; Chondrichthyes; Orectolobiformes; Rhincodontidae. The record is from RefSeq and is a predicted model, not a curated record. Gene Ontology annotation, molecular function: protein binding. Bases 203 to 1522 code for a protein of 439 amino acids. Gene Ontology annotation, cellular component: endosome. The transcript is spliced from 10 exons.